AAGCUAUUAGCAUUAAAUAGCGAAACGUCAGUAAAAACAAUAUCGUUUUGGGAAAUACAAAAAGCCUUUAUUCUAAUGAAUAUCACUUAACUAAUUUAAUGGAUUCACGUAAAAUGCUUUGCGAUCAACUACGUGCUAUUGAAAGCAAAAUAGAAGGUUGUCAACAAAAUGAUGAACCAUACGAUAUGUAUGUUAAUGAAAUGAACAGUCUAACAGAGACAAUUCAAUCACAAACACAACAGAUAAGUGAUGCUGGUGUACGAUCAUCAACUGAUGCAGGAGGUUGUUGUGGUGUCGCUGCAUCAGAUCCUGAUUGUCAGAUAUUAUCGUGUCGUUUAGUACAAUAA
Molecule: messenger RNA, 347 nt
Organism: Trichobilharzia regenti
Lineage: Eukaryota; Metazoa; Platyhelminthes; Trematoda; Strigeidida; Schistosomatidae
Source: the annotation of a GenBank genome assembly